AUGUCAACGUCCACGCUUCCCAGUCCCAUUGACCCUCGCUUUCUAUCUCGGUUGGAUGAUGACUUUAUCGAUUACUACAACAAGUAUUUAGCCAUUAAGCCAGCUACCCACAAUAUCACAAUCAAGGAUAUCCGAGCCACGCCGCAAAAAUUUGCAUCCCCCUGGUAUCGAGAUUUUACCUACGAACCUUUCGUCAAAGACCUCCAUAUUGAGUCUGAAGAUGGCCAUGUAUUUACAGCACGAUGCUAUCAGCCCGACCACAGGACGUCUCCGUUUGGCAAAGGACCGUAUCCUGUCCACAUCAAUUUUCAUGGAGGAGGCUUUGUAUUAGGCGAUUUGACCGGAGAUGCAGAGCUUUGCAUGCAAGUCCGAAACAAAGUCGGGAUCAUCGUGAUAGACGUCGAUUAUAGACUGUCCCCUGAGAAUACCUUCGGAAAAGGACAUGAUGAUGCUUGGGCGGCCAUCCGUUGGGUCCAUGAGCAUGGUGCAGAACUUAAUGGUCAACCUGCUUCCAUCUCCAUUGGUGGCAUCUCUGCGGGUGGGCAUAUUAGUGCUGUAUGCCAACAGCUAGCUCGGGAUGCUAGCAUAAAUCUUCAGUUAGCUAUCUUAGCUGUUCCCAGCACCGCGGGGAGUGAUACAAAGACAGCAUCUGAUACACUCUAUCCGUCGUACUUGGAAAACGAGUUUGCUCCAUGUCUCAACCUGAUGCGGUUGAAAUUCUUCAAAUCCUUGUACAUGCCGAAGACCGAUGCCGAACUUGCCGAAAUUGAGGCCCGGCCAGUGUUUUUCCGAAGUCCAAUCCAAGGAGACCUUCGUGGUGUUUGUAAAACAUACAUUGCCACUGCUGAAUGUGAUCCUCUACGGGAUGAGGGCGAGGCAUACGCGAGGUGCCUUCUUGAAGCAGGUGUGCAGGUCACUGUUCGCCGAUACACCGGCGUGCCUCACCCAUUCAUGCAUAUGUUGCUCAUAAAGAAAGCUCAAUUGUACGUUGAGGAUAUUUGUGCUCAGCUUCGGAUGGCUCAUGGUGCCUAA
Penicillium macrosclerotiorum is the source of this 1032-nucleotide messenger RNA. Its product is annotated as alpha/beta hydrolase. Gene Ontology annotation, molecular function: hydrolase activity. The record is from RefSeq and is a predicted model, not a curated record. NCBI's taxonomy places the organism in Eukaryota, Fungi, Ascomycota, Eurotiomycetes, Eurotiales, Aspergillaceae. The coding region runs from base 1 to 1032 and encodes 343 amino acids. The transcript has 5 exons.